GCGAGAAAAGCCUCCCGCAAGCUGUCUGCGGAACAACGCAAGGAGGCUGAAGAUGGACUCUCCAGCGCAAUUCAACGUCUACUGGUGGACGAAACUGAGAAGAUCAAUGCCAUCGCUCUCGAACACGGCAUCACUCAAGAGAAGGUAAAAAAACUUAUGGGAGGUGAAAAGCAUUAUAAAGGGAAUCACAACGUGCAACUUGCCAAUGCGCUUAUCCACGCGAAAGCGCAAGAAGUCAAUGCCGAUCUACCUCGCGGUGCAAAACUUUCACUUGGAGAGAUUCGAAACCUGGUGAAGGCAGAUGACAGUAUGCGCAAUCUGACCGCCGAGGAAGAGCAGGAGUAUAUCAAUCAACUUAACGAGCAUCGCGCUCUUCAAAACAUGAGUGUUCGCGCUACAAAUACUGCAGCGGCACGUGAUGUUCACCUACAAUCCCGCGUCUCCACCUUGCUAAUGAAUGUUCAGUUGGAUAGUCUUGCAGUUCGAACCGGAAUAUAUGCAUGUCUCUUCGCCUCGCAUGGACAUGUAUAUGACACUACUCAGGCAACGUGGUUUGGGACUGACAAUAUCAUGGAUUUUUGGGAAGAUGUUCUUCAGAUGGAGGCCGACGAAAUCACACGGAAACUGGAGCAAUGGGCGUGCAUGGCGACGGUGCAGAUUAUGCAAUGUGUCUGCACUCGCCUGCUUAAUUCAGGCCUAAGGACUACAGUUAAGAGACGCGACAUACGAAUCAACUACGCAAACUUCAGUACCGCAAUCAAGGAAAAACUCGGGAUUGAUCUGAGGGGUUGGCCUGAUGGUAUUCCCUUCCAAUCCCCCACCAGUAUCAACAACCACACCGCCCUCCUGAAGCUCCGUAAUGCAUUGAAGGAUGGCUCCUGCCAUUGGUUCCGCAUGUCCCCUCAGCAACGAGAGGAACAUAGCACUCUACUCGCUGCAUGCCGCAAGAGAGGAGAGACUGUCAGGAAGCCUCGGAAGAAGCGUGCUGAUGCCGGAGUACCCCGUAAGCGCAAGGGAAAGGAGAACGGGCGCCAGACUAAGCAUGUACAAGGGUCUGGGUCAUCUGCUCAGGCCCCGAAGAGCGCAGAGUUGGUGUACUCUUCUGAUGAGGACACCAGCGAGGACGAAGCUUAG
Molecule: messenger RNA, 1134 nt
Organism: Suillus subalutaceus
Lineage: Eukaryota; Fungi; Basidiomycota; Agaricomycetes; Boletales; Suillaceae
Exons: 5
Source: RefSeq, a predicted model, not a curated record